AUGACGAAGACUAUGUUUACGCAAUUUGCUCGCCAGUCGCCUAUACGAGCUGAGACCCUACCUGGUGAGAUGAACUCGUCGGGUGCUGCAUAUUCCCUGGUGCCUAUUGAGGCUAUACUUGACACUCUUCUACCGGGCUAUAGCUUUUACGCGCGUCUUAUGUCGUUAUACUCCCAUGCAAAUGUCUCUUUUUACCUAUUCGUCUUCAUAAUAUCCCUGGUGUUCUGCAUUUGUGCGGGUCGAGCCCUUUCACUUUGGGACCGACUGCAGUCAUUUCUCCUCUCCUUUGCAGCCUCGGUGGAGAUCAGGUAUCACGACAUUAUAUACCGCGACGUAAUGAACUGGAUCUCUCAAAACCCCGCGUUGACCAACAUACGACGAUCCGUCGCUAGUUCGAAAACCAGCUUCGUCUCCCCGUGGGCCACAGAAGAACCAGGGAGCGAUGAUGAAACUGAUUACUCCGAAGAAGAGAUACUGCGAUUCGAAAAUGAUCUACGGGGUUUCUGGAUGAAAAUUAAACAGCAAGAGAGACGUCCGCUUAUCCGAUAUUCGCCUGCGCCUGCCGGGAUUUACUUUUUUGUUCAUAAAAGGCGCUUGUUUGGUCUCCGUCGGCAAAUGUACCAGGACACCGGUAACCCUUGGACUGACCACAGGGAGAGGCUGUAUUUUUACGCAAGCAAUCCAAAUGCUCUCAAAGAUCUCCUGCGUGACAUACAGAGGGCUGCUCUGGAGAAGAAUGUUCGCGACGUAUGUGUGAACCAAGGGUUGAAGGAUGGGCCUUCCCAACAGUGGUUCAGUCUGCCGUCCAAGAAGACACGGCCACUAUCAACCGUUGUUAUAGAUCCGGAAAUCAAAAGCAACCUCCUGAAAGAUAUGGAAGGCUUCUUCCACCCGCGUACUCGCUACUGGUACGACACACGUGGUAUUCCAUACCGACGAGGGUAUCUCUUCCACGGCCCACCAGGUACAGGCAAAUCAAGCCUCUGUCUCGCUAUGGCUAGCCUAAUAGAUCUCGAGAUUUACACGGUCAGUCUUAACUCAAAGACUAUGAAUGGGGACAGUCUCACUCGUUUAUUCCUGUCUCUACCAAAACGGUGUCUUGUGCUCUUCGAGGACGUGGAUCAAGCUGGCAUCGAGAAACGCAGUAUUGGCGGUACUUCCUUGCAGAGUGAUGAGGUGAUGGAUGCUGAUAACAGGGCUUCUGACUCUCCAGAGUCAUCUGAGCAUUCUCCAAGUGGAAUAACCCUUUCCGAAGUUCUCAAUAUCAUCGAUGGCGUAUCUGCUCAAGAAGGCCGUAUUUUGAUCAUGACCACAAACAAGCCACUAGCUCUCGAUGAAGCUCUUCGACGCCCAGGCCGCGUGGAUGUCAGUUUUCCUUUCAAAAUGGCGACUCGUCGGGAUAUCAAAGAACAUUUUCUUUCAAUCUUUACAAAGCCUUCAGACCAACCUUUCAUAGUCGAGUCGGAAACCUUGAAGAUUUGUUGUCCAUUGACACCAGAAUCUCCUGAUUGGUCAAUCGAUUCCAUCAUCGCUUUGUCGGAUUCAUUCGCAGAUCAAGUCCCGCCGAACCAACUCUCUGCUGCGACACUUCAGAACUAUCUAGAGCGAUACAGAGCCGAUCCGGAGUCUGCCAAUAUGUUCCGGAUAAGGAACUUGGAUAGGAGAUACGCACAUGAGAUGCGUAGUCUAAUCACGGAGGUCGGGCUCCGGCUCUUUUAG
Molecule: messenger RNA, 1719 nt
Organism: Aspergillus ibericus CBS 121593
Lineage: Eukaryota; Fungi; Ascomycota; Eurotiomycetes; Eurotiales; Aspergillaceae
Product: BCS1 and AAA domain-containing protein
Exons: 5
Coding region: 1-1719 (572 amino acids)
Biological process (GO): mitochondrial respiratory chain complex III assembly; protein insertion into mitochondrial inner membrane from matrix
Cellular component (GO): mitochondrial inner membrane
Molecular function (GO): ATP binding; ATP hydrolysis activity
Source: RefSeq, a predicted model, not a curated record